This is a messenger RNA of Coccidioides immitis RS, 1923 nucleotides long. RefSeq names its product cation diffusion facilitator family transporter. Bases 237 to 1598 code for a protein of 453 amino acids. Gene Ontology annotation, biological process: transmembrane transport; monoatomic cation transport. The record is from RefSeq and is a predicted model, not a curated record. NCBI's taxonomy places the organism in Eukaryota, Fungi, Ascomycota, Eurotiomycetes, Onygenales, Onygenaceae. Gene Ontology annotation, cellular component: membrane. The transcript has 2 exons. Gene Ontology annotation, molecular function: monoatomic cation transmembrane transporter activity.
UGCGCCAAGGGGCUCGACCGCGCUCUAGUCCCGAUCUGGCUAGAGAUAUCGCCGAUGCCAAGCCAGAUUAUCUUAUCAAGAUCUGUUCCGCGCCAAUCAGCGGCAAGGGCGCUGCCGUCGCCGCCGCCGAGAUCAGCGGCGCAGCAGCAAAUCCCAUCAGUCCGAUGCGCUAGCCCGACACUCGCCAGUUCACACCAAAACACGCCGUCUCUUCGUACUCGCACACUGGUCGGUCAAUGGCGGACGGCAGACGUCCUUCGCACGCGCAUGUGGUGCCUCCGUACCACCUCCACCCUCGCACCGACAUGGCCGCACCUCCCUCGCCUCCACGCCACCUGUGCGAUUCGCUCCCACCACAUCCUCCUCCUCCUCCUCCGCCGCUCGGUACAAGCACCGGCAUUGAAGCGAUUCCCUACUCCUAUCCAGCCAUGAUGAACAACUCGUCCGACGAAGAAGGCCGCCCUCCCCGCUACACACGAGAAAAUGACCCUUUCCAACUCUCUUCCAAGCUCAAGAGCGACGCCGAGAUCGACUCUAUCCCGGCAAACACGGCUCGACGACGCAAGUUUCCAAAGCCAAAUGGCACCAAAUCCUCUGCGAAACAGCUCCAGGGAUUUUACAGGUCCCAGAACGCUAAUAUCGAGCGACUGCUAAAACCGGUCGAUGAGCACGUUCGACUCGCCCGCGAACUCAACACGCAGAACCAAUUGCGUUACAGGAUCGCCGUUUACGGCAGCUUCGCCGCAAAUGUGGUUUUGUCCAUCCUCCAGCUCUACGGCGCCAUCGCGUCUGGGUCCCUGUCGCUCUUCACCACCAUGGCAGACUCGGUGUUCGAUCCACUCUCCAACCUGACCUUGCUCCUGUGCCACAAAGCCGUAAAGCGGGUCGACGCACGCAAGUUCCCGGCCGGAAAGGCCCGUAUUGAGACCGCCGGAAACAUAUGCUUCUGCUUUCUGAUGAUGGCCGUGUCGCUCAUCCUGAUCGCCUUCUCGAUUCGAGACUUGGUUGACGGGAGCGAGGAGGAGACUUUACGAUUCAGUCUACCGCCCGUCAUCGCAGUCAGCAUCGCUUUUGCCACGAAAUUCCUCCUAUUCCUGUACUGCUGGGCGCUUAGAAACCAGUACUCCCAAGUCAGAAUUUUAUGGGAAGAUCACCGAAAUGACCUGUUAAUCAACGGCUUUGGUAUCCUGACUUCCGUCGGAGGAAGUAAGCUGCGAUGGUGGAUCGACCCCAUGGGCGCCUUGAUCCUCUCGGUCCUGAUCUCCGCCCUGUGGUCGAAAACCGCAUACUCCGAAUUUCAACUGAUCAUCGGCGUUACGGCAGAUACCGAAAUGCAACAACUAAUCACUUAUAUCUCAAUGACCCACUCACCCCUGAUUAAUGCCAUCGACACCGUUCGUGCCUAUACCUCCGGACCCCGUCUUCUCGUGGAAGUCGACAUCGUGAUGGACCCCGAGGCAUCCCUCCGAGCAACGCAUGACGUAGCGGAAGAACUCCAGUUCAAACUCGAGAGUCUCCCGGACGUGGAGCGCGCACAUGUUCACGUCGAUUAUGAGACGACCCACAAACCGGAGCAUUUCUUGAAGAAGGAGCUGUAAAGCGCAGAUUAUAUAUCCUUAAUACGGUGCGGAGUCGUGAAUGGGGUCGGGCGGGGUGUUUGUAUGGGGCAAAGUCACGACGAGUUGGCGAAUUAUAUAACAAGUCCAAAUUAGUUACCUAUAUUCCUUUUUUUCUCCCUUUUUCCCCUUUUGGCCCCAGCCCGGAUCACAGGGGAGGUCGUCAUUGCAUGUGCAAAGAAACGGAGUACGGAGUUCUGGAUUGCUUUACAGAAAAAUGUACAGGACAACAGCAUGCUACUUGUAUAGGAUAUACCCGAUUCGCUUGCUAAGAAAACUCCGGAUUAUCAUGUCUCUUCCAGCUUUU